This is a messenger RNA of Paramuricea clavata, 385 nucleotides long. The record is from the annotation of a GenBank genome assembly. NCBI's taxonomy places the organism in Eukaryota, Metazoa, Cnidaria, Anthozoa, Malacalcyonacea, Plexauridae.
AAAGUAUUCAGAUUUUGGAAAACAAAUUAAUUAUGGAAUUAUUGACUCCAGCUUUUUAUUAAAAUAUAUUCACAGAAAUAAUUUAUAUUUAUAUAUUCUUGAAGGUGGCGCUGGUGAUGGAUUCUACAGUAAUGGACGUUGCAACACACAGUUUGGUGGAGCCUAUGGGGUUGGCGGGGAAGGAGGAAGUCGUUUAGCUCAUGGUGGAGGAGGUGGUCGUGGGAAGCGCAAUAAUGCUGUCGGAGGAUUUGGAGGAGGUAGGGGUGUAUACGGAUUAGGUGGAGAUGCCGGCCGGGGAGGAGGAUAUUCCGGUGGAGCAUCAGGUGAAAAUGUGUUUAAUUCGUGUGGAGCAGGAGGUGGAUCUUUCAACAGUGGAAAGAAUCAG